Molecule: messenger RNA, 3404 nt
Organism: Photinus pyralis (common eastern firefly)
Lineage: Eukaryota; Metazoa; Arthropoda; Insecta; Coleoptera; Lampyridae
Product: homeobox protein PKNOX2-like
Exons: 7
Coding region: 393-1730 (445 amino acids)
Biological process (GO): regulation of transcription by RNA polymerase II
Molecular function (GO): RNA polymerase II cis-regulatory region sequence-specific DNA binding; DNA-binding transcription factor activity, RNA polymerase II-specific
Source: RefSeq, a predicted model, not a curated record
AAAGAAGCGCGUGAGAAAUGUCCGCUCGUAAGAAGGUCGGUGCUCGUCGAAUAAAGGCGUAGCCAUUUUGAUUUUGACGAAUAUUGACAUACGUCUUGCAGUCUAGACAGAAAGUCAUUUGUUACUCGGGAAGUGACAUGUAAACAUUUGCAAAUUUGCUGUUAAAAAAUCGGGGCGGUCACAUGUUCAGCUGUAAACGGCCGUGAUCCGUUGGUCGAGUGUGCGUUCGCGUUGCCCCCCCAGCGGGAAGGCCGAUUUUGUUUUUUGUGGGAUACGGAGUGGCUUAAAAAAAACCUGUGUGCGGAUUAGAAUGAUCUGUGAACGACGAGGUGAAAAAUGCUGGAAAGUGUGGCAUCGCAACUAUCAAGUUUUCUGAUGGAAUGUAGAAUGAUAUGGAUUGUGGUGUACAAAGCGCAAUGCUAAGCGUUGCACCGGGAAGCGAUGCAGCAGCACAACAGCCCCUGUCUGCUGCAGCACUGUUCCCUACGUCAGAAGGCGAUCAGGCGCAGUUCGAGGCCGACAAGCGAGCUGUAUAUAAACACCCUCUAUUUCCACUACUCGCCUUACUCUUCGAACGUUGCGAACUAGCGACCCAAUCGUCCGACCCCCAAUCCAGCGAUGCGUUCAACAUGGACAUUCAGGCGUUCGUACAGCACCAGGAGCGCGACCGCAAGCCUUUUCUCGCUAACGAACCGGAAAUCGACGGACUGAUGAUUAAAGCAAUACAAGUUUUACGAAUUCACUUAUUGGAAUUGGAAAAGGUGCAGGAGCUCUGCAAGGACUUUUGUAAUCGGUACAUUACCUGCUUGAAGGGGAAGAUGCAGUCGGAAAAUUUACUGCGUUCUGAUUACCCGCAAGGACCUUCUGUGAUGAAUAAUAAUUUAGAGAGUAGUAAUAAUAACAAUAGUUUAAUGUCACACGCCAAUUCGGAGAGCGGCUCAGAUUCGAAUAGCCCAGUGCAAUAUACCAUAAGCCCCCAACAGGUUAUACCGACUCCGACGAGUGUCUUGGAGCGACAGUUGGACACGCCCACAAACUACGGGGUGCAAUCGUACGCCGUUCCUCCGCAGGCGAUACCUCCCCAGCCCGCUUGCGAAAAUAUUGUCGUGCACGGAUCGACGCCCCUCUCCCAGAUCGGUGUGACCGCUUGCCCGCCGCCUCCGAGCGACAGUUCCGGGCAGGUCUCUCCAGCGCCCACCACGCCCGGCGGAUCGGAGGAGUGCGACAGCGAUUUCACGUCGAGAGGUCGCAAACAGAAGCGGGGGGUGUUGCCGAAGCACGCGACCAGCGUCAUGCGCUCGUGGCUGUUCCAGCACCUUGUGCAUCCGUACCCGACGGAGGACGAGAAGCGCCACAUCGCCGCCCAGACGAACCUCACGCUGUUACAGGUGAACAAUUGGUUCAUAAAUGCGCGCCGGCGCAUCCUGCAGCCGAUGCUCGACGCGAGCGCGCCGAACGACAGCAGCGCGACGAGCUCGCCCGCCCACAAGAAGAAGAAGGUGCAGAACAACAACAGGCGAUUCUGGCCGCAGGACUUCGCGAGCAUGCAGCCUCAGAUCGACAGCGGCAUACUGUCCAGUUCCGAUGACGACGGCGACUCGUACAGCAGCGACGGCGAGGAGGGCAGUCUCGUCAUCGACUCGUCGGCGCAGGGCGGCGAGGUCAACCAGAACGGUCACCAACUCGAUCCGCUGGCGUUCGAUAACAGCCCCAAAUUAGAGAGGCCCUGAGGUAUUUCAUUUCACCCGUUAAGCCGUAGGCGAUGGUGCCAUAGCCGUAAGUGUAUACCUCCCGGGUCCGGAUUCGCGGACUCGGCCCGUUGUUACUUGAAGAUUUUAGACGUGCGCGCGCGCGUGUGUUCGGUUAUUGUUUACAGUUGUAUACGUUACUUGGAGGACGAGGUAAGAUAAGGCUGACGAAUGUUGUUUGUUUGUUUUUUGUUGUUAAAAUAGUAAACUUGUAUACGUAAAUGAAUACCUCAAUUUGAAUUAACACGACGUAAAUCUGAGCUGGAGAAACGGAACGGUCGCCGCUCGGGGGGCCGAUUCCUCUUUUCCAGGUUAGAAGUCGUACUACCUAUUACUAGUGUAUACGCAUUGAAAGAUGAAUCCAAGCUCAUUCCAGUAUUAAAGAAGAAAGUGUAAAUUUUAAUUAAUAAGUAAUACGUAAUAUGCCGCACCUUUUCCUGUGUAAUAAAUAAGCUGAGCUAAAGUGAACGGCGGCAGAUUAAAUUUUUAAGGUUAUGUUUUCGUAAGAUAUCUCUGCCGUUGCACGACAGCAUCGUGUGCAGUAUUAGAAUAGGGUUUUUUAUAAUUGCAAAAAGUUCAGAAGGUACUCUCGGGCUUUGGCACCUCAAAAACCAGAUUGCAACGGUGAUGACGCGCCCUUCUAUAUCUCGAUUAUGGUCAUGGCAAACCUGAACUAAGGCGAGAAGACCUUUUGAUCUUUGUUGAAGUAUACAUACAUGGAACUAAUAUACGUAAUUAUACAAUAAGUAUAUUAAGAUAGUCGUUUCCAUCCAUUAUAAGAGAGAAUGAAAACUUUUAUUAUCGUUGAGAAGUUCAUAAUCAGCGCAUAUUACUUUGUGCCAUCUUAAUCUUAUUCUAGUAUGACAUUGAUAAAGUAAAUUUUGAUAAAAAGUACAAAUAUUUUUAAAGCGCGCCCGCUCGCUUAAACUAUGAUUUGAAAGAUCUUCCUGUAUCAAUGUCAUCCGCUGCACGUAUACGUAAUUUUUAAGCGAUGUACAUAAUUUUUUAUAGUUGCUGCUGUAGACGUGAGAGAGGUCAAUUAAUUGACGACAGUAUCCGAUGUUCAAUAUCGGUUCGCGCCCGAUGCUACCCAUUGGACAUUUUGUGGUAUUAUGUUUUAGUUGCUAUGUCAGUCUGUGAUACUUAAACGAUUGCUCUAAAGAAAAAAAAGUCAUUACAAGAAGCGGUGUAGACGAUUUUUGCGAAAAAUUACUAGGACGGUCCCGGCCCCGGGACCGUUUGUUGCUUACAUUUUUGAAACAAAAAAAAGGAAGCUUCGUGUGACUACGUGUAUACGCUAAAUACUCAGAUAGUUUUUAAGGGUCUUAAAAAUUAGGAUUAGUUGAAAUUGAAAAUUUUUGCGUUGAUAUUUGCUGGCAUUGCUUAAACAACUAAUCUUUUGGUGAGUGUACCCGAUGAAAUUUUGUUUCUUCCCUCGUUUGCUUACCUACUAAUCGAUCCCAUUUACUAACUAGGAGUUUUUAGGCUAAAUUGUUAAAAAAUCGAAGCAAUCAUUUCAGCAAUGGUAGCAAAUAGUGUAUUUUUUAUGAUUAAAUAACUGUUGGUAACCUACGUGUAACUUUGAUUGUAUCAUUAAUAAAUGAACUUAUUAAAAAAAAGCUUGAGCGUUUGCCACGUCUGCAAAUUACCGACGCA